Desarmillaria tabescens is the source of this 1362-nucleotide messenger RNA. RefSeq lists its product as uncharacterized. Gene Ontology annotation, cellular component: ribosome. The transcript is spliced from 2 exons. NCBI's taxonomy places the organism in Eukaryota, Fungi, Basidiomycota, Agaricomycetes, Agaricales, Physalacriaceae. The coding region runs from base 297 to 1082 and encodes 261 amino acids. Gene Ontology annotation, molecular function: structural constituent of ribosome; RNA binding. The record is from RefSeq and is a predicted model, not a curated record. Gene Ontology annotation, biological process: translation.
UGAAACUGUCCCAACCCGCAGUUCAAACGACUAUGAAAGGACUGAAACCCGACCAAAAGGCAGAAUUCGGAAAAAUUCUUUCGCAAAUGGACUCGGAAGGCGCAGCAAAUGAAAUGGUUUUGCCUUAUGCCUUGUCAUUUUUGGCUGAGCGUAACAUCAACGUGGAGACUGGCGACACCCUUCUUCCUGGUAAAUACCAUUUUUGUCUUUAUCUAGUCAGGCCUUGAUAUUUGAUUUCCCCAGACGAAGAUCCCAACCAGGAAGAAAUACCACCAGGCCAUCACUGGCCGAAUCUCAUGACGCCAGAUCCUCUAAUGGACUCCCGAGAUGUUGUAGACUUCCCUCCAACCAAGGACAACCCUUUCCACAACCGAGUCGUUUUGCGCAACCACAAGUCGAUGUUCCAUGAGUUGAUGGAGGAAAACAAAUUUGACUUUGACGACCCAAAACUCCAGCCGGUUCAAACAGACUUGGGCAGGUCGGCUCCUGAGAUAUAUGAACGGACUGGCAUUUCAAAACGCUUCAAGCUACGUGACCCCAGCAUCCACCUCUACAGGAUCACUCGCCGUGUUAUCCAGCAGACAGGUAAAGGGCGAAUACCAAGCAUGCAAGUCUUCACGAUCAUCGGAAAUGGGAACGGAUUAGUCGGACUUGGCCGGGGUACCCAUGCCGACAUGUCCCUUGCUACAAUUAAAUCGUACUCUCAGGCGAUAAAAAACAUGGAUUAUGUAGACCGGUUUGAAGACCGGACCGUGUGGACGGAGGUGGAAAGCAAGUUUGGCUCGACGAGAAUCCUGAUGCGACCACGGCCCCUCGGGUUCGGGCUAAGGUGUGGGCCGACGUUGCAUCGGUUGUUCAAGGCUGCAGGAAUCAAGGAUAUCAGUGCAAAAGUGUGGAAGAGCCGGAAUCCGAUUUUGAUUUUGCAGGGUGCGCUGCGGAUGCUGCAGAGUGGGCAUAAUCCACUGGGUAUGGGUGAUGGUGCUGGAGGACCAGGGAGGAGGAUGCAGAAGGGGUCAGGAAUUCGCAGUUAUGAUUCUGUGACGAGGGCUAGAGGUAGAAGCCUGGCCGGUUUGACGGUAUGAUUACAGAAGCUAUAUAAUCACUUUGUUUAUCGCAUGUCAGUGACGAGGUUUGGGAUGUACGUCAAGGUAAAUCAUGCAUGAAGUAUCUGCUAAGGUGAUCUUUUCCACCUGGCUACGGUAACUUACGUCGGUGUUCCCUGUUUGGAUAGGAGGAGAAUGCUCAGCUACUGAGGACAUCACACCGAUAUGACCGUGAUCGUAGUCGUUCCCGUACCAACAAACGCUGGGUGAUCGUCUGAUCGGCGGCCAGUCGUCCACUCGACUACGGACACAAGACGCC